Messenger RNA from Trichophyton rubrum CBS 118892, 1077 nucleotides. RefSeq lists its product as uncharacterized. The transcript has a single exon. Bases 1 to 1077 code for a protein of 358 amino acids. The record is from RefSeq and is a predicted model, not a curated record. Lineage: Eukaryota; Fungi; Ascomycota; Eurotiomycetes; Onygenales; Arthrodermataceae.
AUGCUUGAAUCAGCUAUCCCUCUGCACCUUACCCAGGAGCGGACUCAGCCUGCAAAGACGCCGGAUAACUAUGAGCCGCCUACCAUAGCAUACACAUCACGAUUCACAGAGAAUGUCAAAGACAUCGUGAUGGCCAUAAUAGGCGCACAGUAUGCGUCUGCAGCAGAAAACGAUGGUGUUGCCAUCUCCAAGAUACUAGAAUUUGUGAAAAUCUCGACCGAUACAGGGGUACGGCCAUCAUUCUCGGAGUUAGCAUCCGUGACUGAUGCAAACGGCUCGUACAAUAUUGCUAUCCUUGCAUAUUGGCCGAGCCAGGAAACAUAUGAAAGUUGGAACACAGUUAGCAACUUCAGAAGCUGGUGGGAGAGUCUAGACGCUGAAAACCAGCAACACGGCUGGUUUCUGGAAGUAUUCUCUCCCACCACAGAUCGGUUCGAGACCGUAGCCUCUGAUGAGAAGGUCCUCGAAGGGGCUGCCUGUAUGCGAGAAAAAGCCAGUGGACCAAUUCUAGAGCACGUAUAUUGGGGAAGCAUGAGAGACCGGAUGCCCAUCUGCCAAACAGAUGCCGUUCCUGGAGACACCACCAACUCAGCUGCUCAACAGUCUGGCUGUACACUUCGACGUCGAGUUCGGGUGCCUGGACGACAAAACCUGGUCGUCAUUCGAUCUGGCCAGGAUUGGUCCAAUACCCGCCCCGAAGAGCACAAGCUGUACCUCGACACGAUGCAACCACCCUUGAUCGAGGGUAUGACUUUCCUCCGCGACCAGGGCAGAGAAAUCGGAUGCCAUAGCUGUCGACUCAUGGACAUCGUGGACAAUGACACCUAUGAGGUCGCUAAGGAUCGCACCUUUGGACUAGCUUAUUGGGAUAGUCUCGGUUCGUUGGAGAAAUGGAGUAGAGAGCACCCUACUCAUCUCAACAUAUUCGGGACGUUCCUGAAAUACGCCAAGAGGCUGGAUAACAACGUUUCCCUCCGUUUGUUCCACGAAGUCCUUGUCCUGAAGCCGGAGCAGCAGUUUUUUGAGUAUGUGGGAUGUCAUGAGAAGACUGGAAUGCUCGCUUCUCUUGCUUCCUAA